CCAAGUAUCCGCUACCUGUUGGGACUAAAAUUAGUGCAUUUAAGUAUAAUAAGCACCUCAAACUGAGCCUUAAAAGACUAAGCUUUAAAAGCCUGGAGUUCCAUUGGGCAUGCCCUUGCCAUAUAAGCACUGUAGGUCUGGAGUGCUUUCAUAUGAGGGCUCCUUAUCUUCACUUAUUACUGGAACAAUCCAGAAAUAAUUUACUUGUAAACCCAUCGGCCCGAGGAGGGGGAUGUUUAAGACAAGUUGGCAGUUAGUCCUCAGAUGCUCUAGCAGGGGCGAAUGGAGAACACAAUAUUGGGAGGGGCACUAUAAGAUUAUUUAAUUUCAGAGUGAGAUAUAUGCUAUAUACAUUUAUUAUGCAUAUGGACAUGCAUGCACAGACAUCUAAUUUCACUGACACACAAACAAGCUCAAUGGCAAACACACACAAGCUCACUGACAAACUCUCUGACACACUGACUGGGAAGACUUUAUCAAGACAAUGUUCAUAUUAGGAGAUGCACCUGUACUCAAGCAGCAUUGCCAGAGCAGGAUUAACCACAAUGCUACCCUAGGCAUUAAAGCUAAACAUUUGAGAAGGAUUCAGUCUGUACAAACAGGUGCACAAUUAGCAUUUAGAUUAGAAAGAUAAAAUGUUGGUAUUUUAAAUAGGACCGCUAUACAACGUUCAUGGUACUGAACCUAGAAUAUUUAUUUUUAGGGAUUUAAAAGUAUAUACCGUAUUUAUCGGCGUAUAACACGCACCUCAUUUUAAGAAGGAAAUUUCAGGGAAAAAAAACUUAAAUGACCACUAUAGUGGUCCUUUAAGUUUUUUUUCCCUGAAAUUUCCUUCUUAAAAUGAGGUGUGUGUUAUACACCCUCAGGGACCCCCUCCCACCGGGCUCUGGAGAGAGGAAGGGGUUAAACACUUACCUUUCUCCAGCGCCGGACGGGGAGCUGUACUCCUCCUUGCUCGCGACGUCAUCGGUUGAAUGCGCACGCGAGGCAGGAGCCGCGCGCGCAUUCAGCCGGUCGCAUAGGAAAGCAUUUACAAUGCUUUCCUAUGGACGCUUGCGUGCUCUCACUGUGAUUUUCACAGUGAGAAGCACGCAAGCGCCUCUAGCGGCUGUCAAUGAGACAGCCACUAGAGGCUCUGGAGGCUGGAUUAACCCUCAAUAUAAACAUAGCAGUUUCUCUGAAACUGCUAUGUUUAUAAAAAAAAGGGUUAAUCCUAGAGGGACCUGGCACCCAGACCACUUCAUUAAGCUGAAGUGGUCUGGGUGCCUAGAGUGGUCCUUUAAAUUUCAAAUAAAGAACUUCUUACCCCCUUUCUUACUCCCCCCUCCCCCUCUUGCCCCUUUCUUACUCCCCCUCUUCUUACCCCCCUUUCUUACUCCCUCCCCCUCUUGUUACCCCCUCUUCUUACCCCCCUCCCACCCCCUCCCCCCUUUCUUACUCCCCUCCCCCCUCUCUUACUCCCCACUCCCCCUUCUUACUCCCUCCUCCCCUCUAUUCACCCCUUCUUACCCUCUCCCCUCUAUUCACCCCUUCUUGCCCCCCUUCUUACCCCCUCCCUGUGGCGUGGCGACAGCUCUGCUGUCAGCGGUGGCGGCGGCGGGGUGAUAGGAAGGUGCGCUCAGUGUGCACCUUCCUGUCAGUCGACGGGUACAGGAAACAGAAACUCCCAUUUCGCCCGGAACAGGGUUUCUGUUGGUCGGCAAACAAGGAGGCACACUGGCGUGCACUCCGGCUUAACCUAGAAUACCAACUGCAGCCGCCUGAGCGCUCUUGACAGAGCGCUCAGGCGGCUGCAGUAUUUAAAGGGCCAGCGUAUAACACGCACCCACAAUUUCUCCCCUAUUUUCAGGGAGAAAAAGUGCGUGUUAUACGCCGAUAAAUACGGUAUACAUAUAAAUGACCAUGCAAAUAUUAAAUUUCACUUCUGUCUCAGAAGUAAAGCAGAAACAAAACACUGUGAAAUAAAGAAGUGAUUCCUCGUGAUUGUCAGCUGGUGUCCUUAACCCUUUCAUGAUGUUCUAUGUCGUGUGUUACUGUGCUGUGCUUGAGGUGGAGAUACCAUCUAGUCAAAGUGAAAUGAUGAUGUACUUAACCAGGGGAGGGCUGGCAGCCUUAGGCCUGGGGGGCAAAAUCAGUCAAGUGGCCCAUUGCACCACCAAAUCAGUUCACCAUCCAUGCCCACCUUUUCCUGGUUUUAUAACGGAUAUUGAUGUUAUGCUAAUCAGUAGCUCUUUGCCAUACCUGCUCCUUCACGGCUCUGACUUUCAAUGUUGUCAGAGCGCAGACUGAGAAUCUCUGAGCCUGUGCUCUGACUCACUAACUGAGCGCCGGAACCACGAGGGAGAGAAUAUAAUCUGACUGCACCUACUGCUGGUGCGCACCAGUGGACACCCAGUGAAUCGUUUAAAUUGAAUAUGCUGGUGUCCCCAACUUGUGAGCUGUGUUGGCCGCCGGGCGCCUCUGUUGUCAUGGCACCCUGCGUGAUCGCACAGCGUGCACACCCCAAUGGCUGGCCCUGCUGACACACACUGAUGUUACUACUUAGACAUCCCUCAAUAUUAAUACAGACAUCAGAGUAAACACCAAUAAACUGUGGAAACAGAGCUGAACCCCCCAAAUUUAUAAAGAUUUGCUUAGUGGAUUUGUUGUAAGAUUAAAUCAUGCCUCCUCCUCUCUCCCAUGCGCUGCUCUGUAGGCUGGGAGGAAGUGAAGAGCAAUCACAAUCUCCCAGCACAGCGGCACCUGUGGCUGCAUGGGGAACAGCUGUUUAAUGUAAUGCUUGCAGGACGGCCAGCUGCCGCAGAACCUCUUUGUUCCCGUCUCUGCAAAGGGCUCCAGGCACUGCUUGUUGUGAGUGUGAGCCACAGUAAAUUAUGGGCAGAGGGCACUUGCACUGUAAAGAUGGAUCUGGGCAGGAGGAGAGUGCUGUGCAAUCAGUGCACUCCCCUCCUGUGGGUCAACAGUAGACUGGUGCACCUGCCCAGGAUCAGAGCCGGUGCAAGGAUUUUUGCCGCCCUAGGCAAAAGAAAAAUUUGCCGCCCUCCCCAUAUGACAUCACAAUGCCCCACCUAUAUGAUCUGCCAUAUGAACUAAUGCCAGUGCUGCACACAGUGUGUGUUUACAUUAAAAAGUCUGCAGGGACCGGCUAUAGACACCAGAACCACUUCAUUAAGCUGAAGUAGUUCUGGGGACUAUAGUGUCCCUUUAAUGUGAGGUAAAUUAUAGAUUAGUGUCACUAAUAAUAUACUAGAUUGCCUACUUACAACCAGAUGAGGAAGAGGAUGGGCUGCAGUUUGGCUCCACUGGUUUGGUGUAGAACAGGAUCUCUGGAGGCUGUAACUGUGGUCACAUAAUUCAAAAUUCUAGUAGAAUGGGAAGCAGCUCCAUUUUUUGGGGACCUCUUACACAGCUCAAGGUCUGGGCCCCAGGGACUGACGGUGAGUAUGCCCAUAAGGCCCACCUAUAAGUUCACCUACAUGUUCCACCCAUGAGUUUGCUCACAGGAAGUGGAGUGUGUAGGGGAUGUGUUAUGUGUUAUUGUAGAGGAUCUAAUGUGUGUGCUUAUGGUAUGUAGUGUAUAGGGAUACCAGUUUGUGUAGGUGAUGCAGUGUAUUUGUUUGUAGUGGAAGCAGUGUGUGUUUGUGUAUAAGGGAUGUAUUGUGUGUUUCUGGUUGUGUGUAAAGGAUGCAUUGUGUGAAUCUGUGUUUGUAUGCAUAAGGGAUACAAGUUGUGUGUCUGUAAGUGUGUGCAUUGAGUGUGUGUAAGAAAUGCUUUGUGUAAUGGAUGCAUUGUGUGUUUCUCUGUGUGUAAGGGAAGCAUGUUGUGUUUCUGUGUAUGUAUAGGGAUGCAUUGUGUGUGUGUGUGUGCGCGUAGUGUGAAAGAGCUCCCUGUCCUACCCCCUGUCCUAUAGAGCUCUCCCCUGCCCCUUAGUGGUCUCUCCUCCCCCAUCCCCUAGCAGUCCCUUCUCACACCCACCCACCCUCCCUGUGCUCUUCUCAUCCCCCCCCCCAAACCUCUGAUGUUCUUUUCACCCCCCCUCCAUGUGUUCUCCUCACUCCCACCCUGCGUUCUUCCCACCUCCCAUUCCAAGUGUUCUCCUCACUUUGCCCUAUGUGUUCUCCUCACUCCCCCGUGUUCUCCUCACUCCCCCGUGUUCUCCUCACCCUCCACCCUCCCUGUGUUCUUCUCACUCCCCCACCCUCCCUGUUCUUCUCACUCCCCCCACCUGUGUUCUUCUCACCUCCCCCCUCCAUGUGUUCUCCUCAUCUCCCCUUCUCCUCCCUCCUCCCUGCAUUCUUCUUACUCUCCCCCCUCCUCCCUGUGUUCUUCUUACUCCGCCCUCCCUGUGUUCUCCUUACCCCGUGUUCUUCUUACUCCCCCCAGUUCUUCUUACUCCCCCCGUUCUUCUUAAUCCCCCUGUUCUUCUUAAUCCCCUCCCCCGUUCUUCUUAAUCUCCCCAACCCCCCUGUUCUUCUUAAUCUCCCCACCCCUUCUUCUUAAUCCCCGUUCUUCUUAAUCCCUCUCCCCCAUUCUUCUUAAUCCCCCUAUCCUCCCCCCUGUUUUUUUAAACCCCACCCCCUGUUCUUCUUACUCUCCCCUUCCCUGUAGCGUGGCCAAGCUCCUCUCCGGUCCGCGGAGCCCGGCUGGAGUGAUAGGAAGGUGCACACUCAGUGUGCACUUACUGUCAGUCCAGCUGGGUACAGGAAACCGAAACUCCUGUUCCUCGCGGAGUUUCUGUUUCCUGUAACCGGCCGGAGUGUGCACCUUCCUAUCACUCCGGCUGGGCACCGCGGAACGGAGAGGAGCUCGGCCACGCUACAGGGAAGGGAAGGGGAGAAGCUGUGCUGCAGCCGCCAGAGGCUCUUAACAGAGCGCUCAGGCGGCUGCAGCAUUAGGACUGGCCCUGCAGCGGCCGGUUUUAAAAUGAUUUGGGGUGGCCUGGGGGGCAAUUGCCUCCCUGCCCCCCGGCCCAGCCCGCCCCUGUACUCAACCACAGGGCCGGCGCGUCCAUAAGGCGAUAUUUCAGUGACCGGCAGGAGAGAAGCUCUCCCUCCUGCUAGGCCACCAUCUCGACCCCCGGCGUGGCGUGCGGCAGUGCUGUGAUCAGGCGCGGCGAGGGAGCUCUAAUCUCCACCCUCUGCUCCCUCGCGCGCUGCCUACUGAUGCCGCGGGAGCCGGAAUAUGACGGCAUCAGUAGGCAGCCCGCGGCAUCAGUAGGCAGCCCGCGAGGCAGCAGAGGGUGGAGAUUAGAGCUCCCUCGCCGCGCCUAAUCACAGCACUGCCGCACGCCUCCCAGCAGCCCCAGCCCUCAGGGACCGAUCCAUCAUCCACACCAGCUCUCCAGGUAGGGAGGCUGGGUGGAAAAUGUGUAUUUAUAAAAUUAUUAGUGAAUGUAUGUGAUGUGUGUCUGUGAGUGACAGUGUGUGUGUCUGUGUGUGUGUGUCUGUGAGUGACAGUGUGUGUGUGUGUGUCUCUGAGUGACCGUGUGUGUGUGUCUCUGAGUGACAGUGUGUGUGUGUGUGUCUGAGUGACUGAGUAUGUGUGUGAGUGAGUGAUUGUAUGAGUGUAUGUGUCUCAGUGACUGUGUGCAUCUGUGUGUGUGUCUGUGAAUGACAGCGUGUGUGACUGAGUGUGUGUGUCUGAGUGACUGAGUGUGUGUGUGUCUGAGUGACUGAGUGUGUGUGUGUCUGAGUGACUGUGUGCGUCUGUGUGUGUGUCUGUGAAUGACAGCGUGUGUGACUGAGUGUGUGUGUGUCUGAGUGACUGAGUGUGUGUGUGUGUCUGAGUGACUGAGUGUGUGUGUGUCUGAGUGACUGAGUGUGUGUGUGUGAGUGAUUGUAUGAGUGUGUGUAUGAGUGACUAAGCGUGUGUCUGUGAGUGACUGUGUGUGUGAGUUGAGUGUGUCUGUGUGUCUGUGAGUGAUUGUAUGAGUGUGUGCAUGUGAGUGUAUGAGUGUCUCAGUGUAUGAUGAGUGUGUUUGUCAGUGCAUGAGUGUGUGUCUGUCAAAUCAGUGAGAGUAUGUUGGUCAUUGAGUCUGUGUGUGACUAUCAGUGUGUCUGUCAAUGAGUGUCAAUCAGUGUGGGUCUGUCAGUGUCAAUGAAUGAGUGUGUCAGAUCAAUGAGUCUGUGUCUGUUAGCGACGUCUGUGUGUUUGUCAUUGAGUGUGUGACUGUCAGUGUGUACAGAGUGUAGUGGAGCAGGGCGCGGUACAGGAGCUUCUGUUUCCUGUACCUGGCCAGACUGACAGGAGGUGCUCACAGAGAGAGCACUCCCUGUCAGUCCGGCCGGGUACAGGAAACUGAAGCUCCUUUAGGGGAUCUGCUCCACUCGGCAAUGCAACAAUAGAGGUAGGAGGCACACCAGGAAGCGGAGUGUGACCACUAAAGGGGUGUGGGGUGCACCAAGGGACAGGGAGGGAAUGGGAGAGAAACACCAAGAGACAGGGAAAAAAGGGGGGAGGGGAGAAGAACACUAAGGGACAGGGAAGGGAAGGGACCACUAAUGGUUGGGGAGGGGAGAGGGGCUGGUUAAGAGGCACAUAGGUGAAGAUUUUUUGGGGGGUGGGGAGGGGGGGCGGAAAAAUGCAUCUUCGCCUAUGUACCUAAAAAUCCAAGCACCGGCCCUGCUCAACCAUCACAGAGUUAUUGGGCAAACUGCCUGCUCUGUGACUUCGCUGUCACUAUUAAGAGCCAGUAGCUUGUAGUGGCUGCAAAUUACCACCAACUUUACAAACUUGUUGCAAAAUGUUUGCAGCCUAUUGCCUAUAACAGCUGCCGAUACAGAUACCAACCACUUGCUUGUUAGCAGCUUUCUGGUAAAGCACAGAAACACACAAUUGAGCAUCUCGUGUGGGCUGUUAGCACCAGGCAACUAAUAGCUGACCAGCAAAGAGCAGCAUCAGAGUAGACACAAGACUUUUUUGUUUUAAGGAUUUAAGGGGACACUUCACCGCCAAUUUACAAAAUAAACCAAAACACUGUUUAGUAGAUAUACCCAAUUUUUUUCCAUUGGUGGGUAUAUAAAAACAGAUUGAAAAAGCUGCAGUUCUCUUGUCUGCUGCCUUUACAAGCCCUCCCAUUCUUCCCCAGCCCAGAUUUACUGUGCAUAUCCAAUCACUGACUUCCCAAUGCAGCUCAAUGAGAUUUUUUGCAAGGCAGAUGCUAUGAGCAAUUGCUGCCUCUUGAGCUUAGCUCCACAGAGCUAACCAAACCAGGAAAUAACAUAACUUGUCUCCUUACAAGCCAAGGCGAUGUAACAAGGUUAAAUUAUAAAAGUGUCAAUUUAUACAGAAAUCUGCACUUGUAGCAACUGAUUGUAAACAAGCACUAUGUCAGCUGUGUUUUCAAUUGCUUGAAAAAACAUGUUAAAGGUGCUCAAAUAAACUCAUGGUAUUAACAACAAUCACAAUUUAGAAUUUAGUGAGGAACCCUCGUGAUACAGUUGCACUCUGCUCUAUUUCUUACUGUGUUUGUCUGAAAAAAAUGUCAAGUCAUGCUAGCCUCAUAAACAGUGUCAUUCCCCAUUGUAUAAUUUUGUGCUGAGUCACGCUUACCUUAGUAGGACCAAGAAAUACACACUGUGUGAAAAGAUGAUGUCAGUGAAGACAUUUCUAUUUUAGAAUUAUUUGGUAAGUUGGGACUGAUUAAUUAAAUUCCUUUCCACUCAGAAAGAUGUACAGUACUUCAUGAUACAAAGUGAUCUGGCUCACUUUGCCAGAUCCCAGCUCCAAUAUAAUAUAUUAUCUAAUUUAUUAUAAAGAUAAAUUAUAUAUUUAAAGGAACACUACAAGUACCAUAAUCACUAGAACAUGAAGUGUAGUUAUGGCGCCAGGAGAACCAUGGGGUCUGCCAGGUGCUGCUGCAAAACCUGAGUAGGAGCUUACUACUCUUGAGGAAUUGCACUUAAAGUUCUAAAAAUGUUUAACUACAUACAGCGGGGGACACCAGGGCACUUCUGGCACCAUAACCACUGUAAAUUUAAAAAACAUCUUUUGUGUCGCUUUCGCACCCACUUACCUCUUUGUGUGUAUCUCCUGAUUUUUCUUGUGUGUUUCUCUUAAUCCCAUUUUCAACCUUGUGUCUCUUAAACCCUUUUAUUUUAUUCUGUAUCUCUUAACCCCCCUUACCUCAUGACUGUUUCUUAAACCUCUUACUAUUUUUGUCCCCCACAUAUACAUACACAGUAUUAUGCAUGCAUACACAGAUAUGCAAUCAUGCAUGUACUCAUAUACAACCAUGGACACAUAUACCUAGACAAACAGUUGCAUACAUAUACACAGUUGUACAGUCACAUGCACACACGUAGUCAAGCAAACAUACACAGUCACAGGCACUCAGUCACAUGCAGAUAGUCACAUACACACGCACAGAGUAAGAUAGACACAAUAGUCAGGUACGUACAGACAGACACAAACGCUAUAUUACACACAGUUACACAAGCAGACACACACACACACACACACACACACACAGCCUUUAACACAUCAUAUGCAGCCAUAAACUUCACACAAAUAUACAACACACAGUUACCAAAACCUACCUAACACAUACAUACCAACACCACAAGCAACACAUAUAGCCUGUUCAUAGACAAAACACGACAAGGAGAUUGUUCAUGCACACCUUUCAUCACACAAUCUUCAAACGCACACUUUGUAAUUCGCAUGUGCACAAUCUUAUAGUCAUAUUGCAGCCCACACACACAGUUAGCUAGCAUGAAAAAGACAAACGGAACAUGUAAAUAAUGGGUAAAUUACAGUAGAUUUGCAAGAUAAAGAGACUGACUGUAUAUUUGGGAUAUAUGGGUGGACGGGGAACACACUACCUACAUGCUGUUCCCUGUCUCUCUACCUUGCAAUUGGAUCAAUUUUCUAAGCAGGACUAUCUUCCACCAUGGUGGUGACAUGCUUGUUCAGUGGUAGCUUAUUCUUGCUAGAAGAGUGUUGUAUUGCAACUAUAGUCCAUGCAUAGGUAUUAGCUGUGAUGGAGUGCAGGAGUAGUGUUAGCACAAUUAUGAGAGGUAUGGGUGAUUACUGCUGAUUCUGAGACCGAACAUUAACUGACUGAAAUUUAAGUGCCCGAGCUUCCAGUUUUGGGCAGGCCCUGUCAUCCCUGGCUGGCAUUAUGUCUAAAUUGCCCCUUACCCAUAUUUACUAUCACAACUGUCCACCGGGGCCUGAGUAUUAUAUUUAUUUUAGUUAAAGGGUUACUCCAACCACCAUGACCACUUCUGCUUGAAACACUGCAUAUUCUAAUAUAUUGGCACUUGAGUGCUGGUGGCUACUCAGAUUUCAGUUUCGGGCUAUUAAAUGUCAAUUCUAUGCAUAAAAUACAUCCGCAGUCAGUGUGCACUGCAAUGGCAAUGGGCGUAUUGGGCUCUGCCUGCAAAGGGAAGCCUGGAUGUCUCCUCCCUUUCUCCCACCCUUCUUUCGUGGAGCCAUUCCCACCUCCCAGUAAUUGCAUUAUUUUUUUAAACAAUCUCUCCUCCCACUCCCUCUCUGAUUCAGAGUGCGCACAUGCGUUCUGAGCUGGUUAAACGGUAAAAUUACAGGCUUCUCAGAUGCUGUGAUGUCAUAAGGGGGCAUGGGAAGGGGUGACCUAAAGAAUAAUGUUCAAUAGUGCAUUAUUCAUUAAGAUUAAAAAGGCAAUUUAAAGGGUUGGAGUAACCCUUUAACUGGAUCACUUUAAAUUAAUGAGCCAGGAAGCAGGUGCGUGCUCUUCUCAGGAGCUUUUGUUACUAUAUUUGUUCCCUCCUGUAGAACUCUGGCUAAACCUCCGGUAUAACAACAAGGUGCACUGCACUGCAGAUUUGGACUCUGGCUUAUGAACUUUCCUCAACCUCAGUUACUUGGCAAUGUGGCUUUCCUGGCUGCCCCAGACUACGACACAGAAUUCUAGUACAGACCGAAACUCGGUAUUUAGCUGGAAUUAAUUUAAUGUGAGGAACAUCAAAAGCUAAACAUUUUUGCUUGCAAGUGUGUUGCUCAAAAGCCACCCAGAGCUUGAUCCCAAAAAUAAUUUGACACCGACACAUACACACAAGCAAAGACAAGCACAUACAGGCACAGACAAGCACACACAGUCCCAGAUAUGCACAGACAGGUACACAUAGACAGGCACACACAGGCUCAUGCCGGCACAGGCAAGUACAAACAGGAAAAGACAGACACAGCCAGGCAAACACAUAUAUUCAUAUACACAACAAAAAACAGGCAGAUAAAGUUUCAGCUUGCUCUUUAUCUGCCAGGCUGUAUUGUUCUCCCUGCUCGCUCCUAGUCUCCUCAGUGAGGCUAAGCUGGGACUGUAAGCCAAGCUGUACUAGAGACACACAUGGAAUAUGACACUCUUUGUGUCUCUAUAACUGUGCUGCUUCAGAUGACUCCUAGACCAAGCUGGGACAGAGCGCAGAGGAGGAGACAAAAAUAUUUAAAACUAUAGGGUUCACAUUUGGUCCAGAACCUCUCCUCUCCCAGCAAAACCCCUGGAUGCAUCAGCUUUGUGCUGACAAUGAAAACUUUCUAUGAUUGGAUUGACUGUAUUAGUGGAAAACAAGAUUUGUUGAGUGGCUGAGGUGCUGAUCCAUGCCUCUAUCUUCUCUCGCCUUGACUGCUGCAAUCCACUCUCGUCUUACCCAACUUUGGCGGUGUUCCCAAUAUUCCCUUGUUACAGUCUAUAACGAAUGCAGCAGUGAGGCUUAUCUUCCUGUCCAACCUAACCUCCCACACCUCCCCCACUGUCAGACCUUACAUUGGCUUUCAUAAGAUUUAGGACUGAAUUUAAAAUUCUGUUACUUGUUUACAAAUCUCUACAUGUCGCUGCUCCAACCUACCUAUCUUCCCUAAUACACAAGUAUGUCCCUUCCAGGCCCCUACACUCUGCCGAAUACUUGUGUCUAUCCUCUCUCAUACUGUCACCUCUAAUGCUUACUUUCAAGACUUCUCUAGGGCUGCACUGUUCCUACAGAACUCCCUUCCCUGCUCCGUUAGACUAUCACCCAGUCUUCAUUCGUUAAAAAAAAAAAUCAUUAAAAACUCUCUUCUUCAGGAAAGCAUAUCAAUUAAAUAGCUUUCCCUCUUUGCAUCUUGCUUCCUUUCCUGCAACUAUGUCAUCGAAAAAAACAACCAUAAAAAUACACUAAGCCCUCACUGAAAACUAUUCUAGCAACCUAGUGUUCCACCCUACCCUUUACCUUUUGUAUCACUGUACCCCACUCCGUCUAGAAUGUAAGUUCAUUGAGCAGGGCCCUCAACCCCUCUGUUCCUGUGCGUCUAACUCAUCUGGUUACAAAUAUUUAUCUGUUAGUCCACCGAUUGCACAGUGCUACAGAAUUUGUUGGUGCUUUGUUAAUAAUAAUAAUAAUACAGUGACAAUGGCUGCCUUCAGUCAGCCCAGCCAUAUAUGUCUGAUCUGUAGAUCUGUAACACUGUUACCCACAUGACAAUGUUAACAGCUUUUUCUAACAGGGAGUGUAUUAAGAUAUUGGUCAGAUUUUCCAGGUUUAAUCAAAGCCACCAAAACAUUUAUUGAAUAUUCAUCAGUCUAUUUUAUUGAAAAACAUGGACAUGUACGUUAUACUGAAUGUAUCCGAAGAGUAUUCCUAGUGAUUUGACAGAGAGUAACAACUAGAGAAAUUAAAUAGUCUCAUUUCAGACUGCGGAAGUUUAUAAACCCUUGAUAAUAUCACAGCCUGGCCAACCAAAGAUACUGAAGUACACUGGGAACCAUUCUCCGAGUCUGGAGAACAUUGUGAUUGUAGGCCAUCAGACCAUGCCAAACCUAAACAGUAUUGUACCAGAAAAUGACCGGCACAAUUCUCGCUUGCUGUCUCACUCAUGCUGCAUUGUGCAUGUUGAAUUGUUGACUUGAUUUGUGUUCAUUUAAAAAAGUAUAUUGUGUAACUUAUAUUUCUUUCAUGUUCUCUGGUAAAAACUAAUUCAGUUGAAAAAAAGAAAGUGGUGGACCCUUCUUAACUUGCUGUGGAAGAUAGUUUGUUGUGAUUAAACAGUUAUCAUUUUUUACCCAGGUUUUCAUGUAUUGAACCAAACAUGUGGUUUAUGUGUCGUGUGCAUGUUCUAAUCCAGUAAAUGAAAUGUGACACUGUCAUUGAACCUAUGUAACGAGUGCAAAACAAUCACAAGUUUGCUGAUAUAAUUUAACCGAUUGCACAAUAAGGACAUGGAAAAUACAUUAACAUUUAUUAAGGAAGAAACUAGCCCUCUCUUCCAACCUGGCUUCAUCUGACACUGAGCUGAUUGGAUGAGGACAUAGAUUGUAAUGUAAAGGGAGGGGAAGACAACACCCACAGAUCUGGUGUCACACACUAUAAAUACUGUCCUCUUUUGUGCUGUGAUCAAUCCUUCUCUGACUCUGAGUAGAGUUCUUGCUUCAACAGUGUUUGAACGGAACCCUCUCUGAGUCUUCAGCUCUUUUUAAAAAAAUCCUCUUCUAUCAUUACUUAUUUUUUCGAAUCUUUUUGCGCCACCAAUACACCAAAACACCGAAAUGGCAUCCCAGGUGCGUCAGAACUUCAGCAGCGACUGCGAAGCUGCCAUUAACCGCAUGGUCAACUUGGAGCUGUAUGCAUCCUAUGUGUACCUCUCCAUGGUGAGUAUACAGCAGCUCAGUUCAUCUUACAGGGUGCUUUGUUCUUACAAACAUAAUACUUGUUGACUUAAUUUUGUGCAUGUCAGAUGGUACACAUCAGGCAACUACAGGGUUAAAUGAUGCUCAGUUUACCUACUUCAGCAUUGGCAAAUUUUAAAACUUGAUUGAACAAUGUAUUAUGGGUAGUAUUAAAAAUCAUCAAAGUUUAAACAAGUAAUCUCAAGAAUCAUGGUAGCGAUACUGUUAAGCUGAAAAAUGAUUAAAAAUCUUCACAAUAGUACACAGCAUUAUAGGGUGGAGAAGUGCAGUAUUCUGUUCCCUAGAGUGAGGUUGUGCAAUAGUUUUACAGUGUAUCGGGUGACUUAAUUUGGAUACUGGCAACGGAGUGGACAACAACUUCAAUCACUCACAGCCAGACAUUGCUUCUUGAGUGCAGGAGUAUCUCCUAACAUGAAUAUUACCCUUGUCAGAAUAUUAAACGUGUCUAAUAUAGAUAGUUCCAAUUUCUAUUCCAUUAUCGUGAAUUCCCACAAUUGUCCUUAUCUUAUCACUAAACACCUUACAUUGUGCUUGUUUAUGGCCCUGGUUAAGAACAGCUUGAUGUUGAUACAUACUGCAAAAAUAAUCGAGUUUUAUUGACCCCAACAUCUUGAUCCCAAGAGGGAUCUGAUGGCCAUUUUGGGAUCGAGUAGGACAUUUUUCCUAGUUGUUGCAAAUAAAGAAGCCCUUCAAACAGGUUUUUUUUUUGCCUUCUCUUGCAUCAACAGCAAAAACAGAUGUGAGUCGGUCUGAACUUGAUGGACCCUCACCCUAGUCUCUUUUCAGCCUAUGUAACUAUGCAUAAAUUUCAGCUAAUUGAAAACGGGAUUGCAAAGUUCAGACAAAACAGAACCAAAUUGAAGUUAUAGGCCAGUUCGAGGAUAAUUCCAAAUCAGCUAUUUUGCCUAAAUUUUGCAAUAAGGUUGAUCAUUUUUUAUAACUUAGCAUUUAGUGCAUUAUGCCGUGAUACUUGUGUUCUUUUAUAAGAACAUUUGAUGCCAAAUGAUAUAGAUUGAAGCAAAUGUUUUGUUACCGUAUCCAUAUAUCCGCCUUUAUAAAGUGUGCAUUUAAUUAAAUCCUGCCUACAGCUUAGUAAACAUUUCAGUUGCCAGGUAAGCCAACAGGCAAAACAUUCUAUAAAAAUAAGGAGGAAGAAUUGUUAUGGGCAAAUGCAAAUAUUACAAGUUUUAGAAUGAAAUGUUGUAUUUCUUAAACUGUGUACUUUGUCUUUAAGAGAUAUUGCAAACUGACAAGGUGUUAGAAAUGGAACAUAUUGUUUUUCAUAGAUGUUUCUUUAAGCAAUAACCUCUUACCUAUCUUCAGUGCAUAAUAUGUUUGCGCCAUCUUGUCCUAGACGAAUUACAAUAACAAUAAUGCGUAAACAGGCUUCAAGGCUAUGCUACAACUCUUUCAGUACACAAUAUACUGUGGUAACCUUAAGUAGAUAAGGAUGUUCAGACUUUAAGAUGCCAUCUUGACCUAAGUCAGGAAAAUUUCCAUUACGUAUACACCCUUUAGUUAUGGACUUGUAUUUUUGCCAAGUUAAGUGAGGUCCUAAAAUGAACAAAGUAAAAAAGUUACUUUUUCAUAUAUGAACUACGGUGACCCUAAAAUGACGACACCUAAGGUAUAAAUAGGUGUACUUUUAAAUGUUAAGAAACAGAGGAGAGACUUGGAGACAGACGCUGCUCCAUCUUAAAAUGACAGAGAGGCUGACAUGAUGACAUGUUCAGAAGGGUAUGUUAACCUAUUAAUGAUAUUUGCAAGCAUUUAGUUUAAUCUUAUAAACUCUGCUAUAAUGGAUUUUAUAUGUCUAUAUUUAUAUUUUAUUUGAUAAAUAUCUAAAAAGAUAAAAUUUUAUUGCUUCCAAGACAAUCCUUAUUUUAUAUUGUAUUCUCAAUUAUUUAUAUAUGUUAAAUAGAGGAUCUCUUACUGACUAUAUAAAAUUAUGGCUAAGAUAUCUGUAUGGUUAGCCCUACUAGGUUCUAUGCUUUAAGACAUUAUAGUGGUAAAUAAGGGAACCAGCCGUGGUUACAGAAUGACUCCUCUGUCUGUGUGUAAACAAGGAGGGGUGUAUUUCUGUAUAUGAGUUUCUGCACACAUACUGUUUGUUAGGCAUGUGCGUUUUUAUAGCAUGAGUAUUCAGUAAUCUUAUGUUGAGGUCCUGGGGGUUUAUUUACUAAUCAUUGAACUCUAGUCAAGCUACUACUGCCUCUCUGAAUGAAGACCAAAAUAACAAUCUGCUAAUUUAGUCUGUAGUUUAAAAGUUGGAUAUCAAGUGACCAUAACUUACUGUUUCAUUAACGCUUGUAGUCUUCUAUCCUCUAUCAGAAUUAGAUUGCUUCCUCUUACUUGUUCUGUUUUAUAUACGGGUAUUAUGUUUAACAUCCUGUUUCCAUCCUAUUAUCUUCCAGUCCUAUUACUUUGACCGUGAUGACGUUGCCCUUGAACAUGUGGCCAAGUUCUUCAAGGAGCAAAGCCACGAGGAACGGGAGCACGCUGAGAAAUUUCUGAAAUAUCAGAACAAGCGCGGUGGUCGUAUCGUUCUUCAGGAUGUGAAGGUGCGCAUAGGGUGCAAGCUCGCUUACAUCUGAAUUUCUAUCCUGCAGUGUGGGACACUUUUUUUUAGACUAGUAUGGGGUCCUCUGACGUUUGCUUUGCUUGGGUAUGAAGGACGCAUACAUCUUACUUUGUGAAAUUAUACAUAUAUAUAUAAAAAGAGAGAGUGCUAUGCCGCCAACGAGGUCACUGCAAGUAAUUAUACUCUUUGAUAAGAAAUUGUUAAAUACUAAUAUAAAAAAACUGUUUAUGUGUACUACAACUUAGCGCUCCACUAUUGUAUAUGAGUCUAUCACUUAUAUCACUUGUAUAGUAUUGUUGGUGUGUGGGAAGGAGGGUAUACCCUCAUGUGUGUUUUAGAUAUGCUAUUACAUUUUUGUCACUACCUCGAGCUCUUAUUAUUAAUAUGGAGGUAAAAGAUAUCAGUUUAUUUGUAAUUUCCUGCUAGAAUUUAAGAAUCUCCUUUUCCCACCAGAAACCAGAGCGUGAUGAAUGGGGCAACACCCUGGAAGCCAUGCAGGCUGCGCUGGAUCUGGAGAAGACUGUGAACCAGGCUCUCCUGGACCUGCACAAGCUGGCAUCUGACAAGACUGACCCUCAUGUGAGUUUUAAACAUUUUCCUUAUAGACUUUAGCUGUUUUUCACAGAAGAGAUCGGUGUACUGUAAAAUAUACACAUAAUAUUUACAUUAUACCUCUAUUUGGCAGUACACUGUUUGUAGAUAUUUACAUCAUUUUGGUUCUUCUGAAUAUUUUUUCCUGAAACAACUGCAUGGACAAAAUUUAUCCAAACUGAAACGUCCCAUGGAAGAAACCAGAUUUGCCCCCCCAAAUUUUAUUUUGGAUGAAUUGACAAACCUUUUUUUUUUUGAUACACAAGACUAGCUAUCAGUGCCUUCUUAUACGCUUAAAGGUGGCCAGAGAAGACAUUACUAUCUACAUAGUCAUCAGUCCCAACUGUCCAGGCCUUGGCUGUGUUAUCUUGAAUUUGAUGACCUGCACCACCCAUCCAGAGUUUGGUCCUUAGUGUUCCUGCUUCCACAAUCACCUUAGUGCAAGCGCAUCAAUCAAGAGUUUGCACCAAAUAACCUCAGCGCUGGCAGCCCAUGCCAGAGAGCUUCAGGUGUGCUCUUGUGCAUGGGCAGCCCAGAGUGGGGUCACCCGUAUGUACUGUUAGCCUGGCGCACACACAUUCUAGACUGGCAUGUCCACAUUUGGUUGGGCCUGCUCUAUACCCCUCCAUCCCAGAUACAAAUCAGCAAAUGUUCUGAGUUGUGAUAUAGUUUCUUUUGGUAUUCAUAUGAACCGUUUUAUUUUCAUAAAAAAGAAAAUUGCCAGGCAUGGUCAUACGAUGGGAGGAAAAUGAAACAACGACACGACACUGAUUAAUACAUCUGAAUGAUUGCUGUCAUUGCUAUCUACUCAUAUUAUGAUCCGCACAUAUCCUCUCCAGAGUUGGCAAACGCCUAUCGUAAAAUAAGAAUAGGGUUGGCAUUAAUGGAGCGGAACGGUACGCGAUUAUUCCUAUCUGGUAGGGCAAUUAUUUAGCUAGUACUCAAGCCCAGCUGGGAUCUCAUGCCUAGGAUGGAUAAGGAGCUCAUAGAUCACAUGAUACCCACAUUACUGACAGAUGUCAACAGUGUGGCAAGGCUGGAGUUUAUUCAGUGUGACCAACAGAAAUGUACUUUAAUUGACUUUUAUAUUAGCCUUGAAAGGGAUUGAAAAAGACUUAUCUUUUUGUUGUGUGAAUAUAUUGUUUAUAGUUAUAUAAAAAAAAAAAAAUCCUCAGUAGACGGCAAGUGCCGAUAGCUCAAAUAUGAAUGGGCUUAUAAUGUGAUUGUAAAGCUGUAUGUUGUAUGAUAUUAUUAUUACACUGGCUUUUGCAUAAGCCCAAAGUCGUUAAUAACUUGAUACGUCUAUUGAGCAAAAAUAAAGAAUUAAAAAAAAUAAAAAAUAAAAAAAUUGCAUUAAGUCCAACCUAUUCUUUUUCACUUAUGUUUUAUUUUAUGUUCCUCCUUAUCUAUACAGCUCCAAGACUUCCUGGAGUCAGAAUACCUGGAAGAACAAGUGAAGGGUAUUAAGAAGCUUGGAGACUACAUCACCAAUCUGAAACGCCUUGGGGUGCCACAAAACGGCAUGGGCGAGUACCUGUUUGACAAGCACACCCUGGGAGAGAGCAGCUAA
Messenger RNA from Pelobates cultripes (western spadefoot toad), 17382 nucleotides. The record is from the annotation of a GenBank genome assembly. Lineage: Eukaryota; Metazoa; Chordata; Amphibia; Anura; Pelobatidae.